GCGGCAAAGGGCACGGUGUAGGGCGGUGCUAACCCGGCUAGGUGCUGGUGCCAAGGUCGCGGCGCCGCGCUGGGACAGGGCCACGCCCAGCAGGAGGGUGACAAGAAAAAGCAGUUGUCACCUCCACCAAGUUCAACCCUAACUCCCCUAAGUACAGGAUUAGGGUGCCCAGCUCACCCAUCUGUCGGCUGGGACUCAGAGGGGGCGCGAGUUGCAGUCUUUUGAGUCUCAGCCGACCACUAGGCCGGGUGAAUGGAGCCGGCCCUGACCAGAACAAUCAGCUCUGGUGCAGAAUGGGCUGGGCUACACCGCCCUAAACGUGGCCGUGGUAGCAUCAUCCCCGAUGCGCCGCCGGGGCCGCGGGGUCCGUGUCCCGCCCCGUGAGACGGCCGUGGAAAGCGCGGCUCCCGUGUGUGCAACUUAGAAAGUGACCGAGCUGCAGGGCAGGAGAGGUGCCAGCCUAGUGCCGUCCCCGCUGCGCCGCGUCCGAUCCCCCGGCCCAGACCGCGUUUGGCGGCUCGCCGCUCCUAGCCCGGGCCGGCCCCUGCGGCCGCUCGCAAAACGCGGCGAGCGGAACCCGCACGCGGAAGCGCCCGUCGCACUGAGCAUGCCCAGUGGCACAGUCGAACAGAGGAGUUUUUUUUCUUUUUCUUUUCUUUCUUCUUUUUUCUCUCUUUCUUCUUUUUCUUUUUUCUGGGUCUCCAGCAGGAGGCCUGUCCCCCACCCUCAGUUCAGACCCCCGCCGUCCCCGAGCCUGAGCAGCUAACCAUGGCCGAGGUGUCCGGCGCCGCGUUGUCCCAGGCGGGUUGGUAUCUUUCAGAUGAAGGCAUUGAAGCUUGUACAAGCUCUCCUGGGAAAGUCAAUAUAAAUGACAUCAUCCUGAUUGCUCUCAAUACAGAUUUGAGAACAAUUGGCAAGAAGUUCCUCCCCAGUGACAUCAGCGGUGGAAAGGUAGAAAAGCUCGAAGGUCCAUGUGUUUUACAAAUUCAGAAGGUCCGCAAUGUGGCUGCGCCGAGGGAUAAUGAGGAGUCACAAGCUGCGCCCAGGAUGCUGCGUGUGCAGAUGACGGACGGGCACACGAGUUGUACGGCAGUAGAGUUCAGUUACAUUUCAAAGAUAAGCCUGAACACACCACCUGGCACAAAAGUGAAGCUCUCCGGCACUGUGGACAUAAAGAACGGAUUCCUGCUGUUAAGUGACUCUAACACCACAGUUCUUGGUGGUGAAGUGGAACACCUAAUUGACAAGUGGGCGUUACAGAGAAGCUUACUAAAACACAACAGAAGCAAUAUUGGAGCUGAAGGUGGCCCGCCUCCUUUUUUACCUUUCGGACAGAAAUGUGCAUUUACUGUCCAAGUGGAUAGCAGAGAACUUGAUCGAAGAAAGACAUUACAAGUUUCAUUGCCUGCUAAACCUACAAAUGAUAAUGAUGAGUUUGAAAAGCAAAGGACUGCUGCCAUUGCAGAGGUCGCGAAGAGCAAAGAGACCAAGACAUUUGGAGGAGGUGGAGGUGGAGCCAGAAGUCAUCUCAAUAUUGGUGCUGGCGGGCACCGAAAUCGGGAGGUUUCACAGAAGGAAAAGGCUUCCAAGUCAGACAGCAAAAACGAAGGUGUCUAUAGAGAACUGGUCGAUGAGAAAGCGCUGAAGCACAUAACGGAAAUGGGCUUCAGUAAGGAGGCGUCGCGGCAAGCGCUGAUGGAUAAUGCCAACAACCUAGAGGCAGCCUUGAACGUACUUCUGAACAGCAGUAAACAGAAGCCUGUCGUGGGUCCUCCUCCCAGAGGUAGAGGGAAAGGCAGGGGGCGAGUACGAUCAGAAGAUGAAGAAGACCUAGGAAACGCAAGACCGUCAGCACCAAGCACAUUAUUUGAUUUCUUGGAGUCUAAAAUGGGAACUCUGAAUAUGGAAGAACCUAGGUCACAGCCACAGCACCUUUAUCAAGGACAGCACAGAGUAUCGAAUACUGAGCAAAAUGGGAUAAAGGAUGGCAAUCAAUCAAGACAUCUUCCUCGGAACGACCCCAGGCAGCCGAGAAAUGAGAAACCUCCUCGCUUUCAAAGAGACACCCCCAAUUUGAAGUCAGCCUUAGAAAACAGCUUAUUAUCUAGAAAUAGAGGCUCCGAAAGACCAAGCAGUUCUUCAGGUUCUGAUGUGUGGGCAGAAGAGAGGAUCAAGUGUGAUAGGCCGUAUUCUAGAUAUGACAGAACUAAAGACGCUUCGUAUCCUUUAGGUUUUCAGCACAACGAUGGUGCUUUUAAAAGGAGAGAUAACUCUAUGCAAAACAGAUCAGGAAGAGGCCCGUUGUAUGCAGAGGCAAAAGAAAACCCACAUCCUUCAGAAUUUGUAGAUUAUAAUAAUCAAAAACGUGGGAAAAGAGAAAACCAAACCAGUAAUCCUGAUCAUUUUUAUGACAGGAAAUCACGAACAAUAAAUAGUGAAGCGUUUAGUGGUCUAAAAAUUGAAAAACAUUUUAGUGCAAAUACUGAUUAUCAGAAUCCUGUCCAAAGUAAUAGUUUUGUUGGUGUUCCAAAUGGAGAAACAGAUAUGCCUAUGAAAGGAAGACGCGUAGGACCAAUUAAGCCAGCAGGACCUGUCACAGCUGUGCCCUACGAUGAUAAAAUAUUUUAUAAUAGUGGGCCCAAAAGAAGAUCUGGGCCAAUUAAGCCUGAAAAGGUGAUAGAAUCAUCUAUUCCUGUGGAGUAUGCAAAAAUGUGGAAACCUGGAGAUGAAUGUUUUGCACUUUAUUGGGAAGACAACAAGUUUUACCGAGCAGAAGUUGAAGCCCUGCAUUCUUCGGGCAUGACAGCGGUCGUGAAGUUCACGGACUAUGGAAACUACGAAGAGGUGCUUCUAAGCAACAUCAAGCCUGUUCAGACAGAGGCAUGGGAAGAAGAGGGUACCUAUGAUCACACCAUUGAGUUCCGGAGAGGGGGUGACGGACAGCCUCGAAGGUCCACUCGGCCAACACAGCAGUUUUACCAACCUCCUCGAGCUCGGAACUAAUGUGAAAGGGUUUUUGUGAAGGAAGAACCACUGACUGAAAGAUCCUGGCAGCCCAUUCAUAGAUUUUCCACUUCUUCAGACUGUGACUCAACGUGCUGGAUAUGAUUUUUAGAGAAAGAAAAAAAAAAUAAGGCAAAUUUUAGGGGAAAGAUUCAACCUACACAAAGCAAGGGGGGAAAUACUGAGUCUGAUAGAGCAAAUAUCUUUACAAUGGAAAACUUUUCUUCUGCCAUCAAUAAAACCAUUGUGUUAUUGUA
Messenger RNA from Rattus rattus (black rat), 3260 nucleotides. RefSeq names its product tudor domain containing 3 (gene Tdrd3). Gene Ontology annotation, molecular function: protein binding. Bases 769 to 3003 code for a protein of 744 amino acids. The transcript is spliced from 14 exons. Gene Ontology annotation, cellular component: nucleus. NCBI's taxonomy places the organism in Eukaryota, Metazoa, Chordata, Mammalia, Rodentia, Muridae. The record is from RefSeq and is a predicted model, not a curated record.